This is a messenger RNA of Macadamia integrifolia, 883 nucleotides long. RefSeq lists its product as uncharacterized. NCBI's taxonomy places the organism in Eukaryota, Viridiplantae, Streptophyta, Magnoliopsida, Proteales, Proteaceae. The coding region runs from base 117 to 719 and encodes 200 amino acids. The record is from RefSeq and is a predicted model, not a curated record. The transcript has a single exon.
AAGUCUCAACGACCCUUCCAAAGGUUCGCUUCAAACCUGAAACAGAGACGGAUAAAAGAAAAAGAGAAGAAGGAGGAACAGAGAGAGAGAGAGGGAGAUUGAGAGAAUCAGUAGCUAUGAAGAAGCUUUACAGGAAAGGGAAAGUUCACCCAUCGCCGCCCGUCGUCUCCGAUCAUCUCGCGUUCUUACCUGCAACUCUACUGACGCUUACGGUGGCGCUAUCACCUGAAGAAAGGGAGGUUCUUGCUUAUCUCAUCUCUUGUACUGGAAACUCUUCGGAGGGUAGAAAGAAUGGUCAGAAUCAGAAGAUUUUUGUUGCUAGUAGUAGCGGUGGAGAUCAUCCUGCAUCUUUUAACUGCAACUGUUUCAGGUGUUAUAUGAGUUACUGGGUUCGAUGGGAUUCUUCACCUAACCGUCAACUCAUUCACGAGAUCCUUGAUGGUUUCGAAGAUCGAUUGAUUCAGCAAAGAGUUAAUCCUAAGAACAAAAGAGACAGAAAGAGAAGAGGCGGUCAUGGGUGUAACAAUGAUGUGAAGGAUUUUGAGGAGAGUUCGGUGGUCCGGGAUGAGUUGGAAGCGGUGGAGGUUAGUGAUGGAGGUGGUGGUCGUGAAGGUGAGACUGGUGGUGGUUGCGGAGGAGAUGAAGAGGUGGAGAAAGGAUCAGUGAGACGAUUGGUGAGUUUUAUUGGGGAGAGGAUUUGGGGAGUUUGGAGUACAUGAAAAGAAGAGUAGAUGGAUUAGAUAAUAGAAACAAGGUAGUGAAGCUCUUCUGGGUUCCUUAAAAUUAAGGAUGUUUUUUUCUUCUUUUUAAUUUCUUUUUAGUUUUCUCCCAAUCUUCAAUCUUCUUUGUAUAUAAUAAUUACCCUUUUUAAUCUUCUUUUUAA